AUGAGAUCUGUCUACUGGGCGUUCAUCUCAGAGACAAAGCAGCGGCUGCAAGCGGAAAACCCGACCCUUUCCAAGACCAUGGUUUUGGAAAUGGCUCGUACCGAGUGGAAGGGGCAUCCUGCAAGGAUCGAGCAAAUGAAGAACAUGUCCCACUCCGAGCUCUCCCGGAGGCGCCUCGUCCCUGCCACCAGGACCAGGAAGUCCAAACCAUCUUCUGCCGAAGCUCCUGUGCAAGAGAAGGCGUUGGAGCCGGAGCCACCAUGUGAGGAAGCGAGCAAUGAGGACGAACCGGACAACGAGGACGACGAGGACCAUGAUGAGGGUGCUUCGGACCAGGACCAGGUAGUAGAUGAAAUCGAUUGA
Messenger RNA from Durusdinium trenchii, 363 nucleotides. The record is from the annotation of a GenBank genome assembly. Lineage: Eukaryota; Dinophyceae; Suessiales; Symbiodiniaceae.